Molecule: messenger RNA, 774 nt
Organism: Ilex paraguariensis (yerba mate)
Lineage: Eukaryota; Viridiplantae; Streptophyta; Magnoliopsida; Aquifoliales; Aquifoliaceae
Source: the annotation of a GenBank genome assembly
AUGUAUGUAUCAUUUAGAGAAGGGGUGAAUCUUGACAUAUAUUAUAGGGUUCCUAGGUACAGUUUGGACAUGAGAGUAAAGCAAAUGAGAUCAGAAUGUGAUGUUAUCGAGUUACUAAAAUGUUAUGAAGACCUAUCAGUAGUUGUAAUAUACAUUGACAAAUGUGAUGAUCUACUGUCUGUGUUAUCAUCAAAUUGUGCAAGGGAUACUGUGAAUACUAUGGAUGAUGAAGUUGAUGUUAAUAUCAACGAACAAAUUCAAGACAGUGAUACACUUAAAACUGAUUCUAAUGAAAAUGACUAUGUAGUGAAUACCUUUGAAUGUUAUGAUAGUGACGAGUAUAGUGAGGACCUUAAUUGGAUUUAUGAAGACAUACAAGGUCCAGAUGAUGAUGACAUUUUCAGAAGUGACUUUCCACCUAAUGGGGCUGAAACUUCUAUUAAUCAAGAUGUUGGACCAUCUCAGUCAAAUAAAUCCACUGAUGGUGUAGCCUCCAAUGCUGCUACAGCCUCCAAUACUGUUGCUGCCUCCAAUGCUGCUGCUGUUGCUGUUGCUGUUGCCUCCACUAUUAGUCCAGCCUUUACUGCUGCUGCAGCCUCCAUUACUGGUCCAGCCUCAACUGUUGGUGCAGCCUGCACUGUUGGUCCUAGGAGUGGUGCAGUUAGGAAAGGUUCUAGAAGUAGUGUCCUUGACAAUCUAAAUGCUACUGGGAGUGUGCACAAAACAACUAUAUCCAAUUUAUUGGAUAGAAUUAGGGCUAAGAAAAGGUCAUAA